Molecule: messenger RNA, 1970 nt
Organism: Vicia villosa (hairy vetch)
Lineage: Eukaryota; Viridiplantae; Streptophyta; Magnoliopsida; Fabales; Fabaceae
Exons: 4
Coding region: 1237-1923 (228 amino acids)
Source: RefSeq, a predicted model, not a curated record
GUUUCAUCGAAGUUUGAUUGGAAAAAGAGGUUGAUUUUGGGUUUGUGCGAAGUUUGAUUUUGGGUUUGUGCGAAGUUUGAUUUUGGGCUUCACGAAAUCCUUUCUCUAAACCCCAUUUUGUCAAACGAUACCCUUCAACUUGCUGUGACGACACCAUUCGCUCACUGAAAAACGAAGCUCUCUUCGCUCACUCUCACUUCACCGAAACAGUUACGACAACGAAGCUGAGAGGAAACUAUCGCAGUGACGACGAAGCUGAGAGAAACCAUUUCGCAGUGACGACAACGAAGCUGAGAGGAAACCAUUUCGUGACGACAUUGAUUAGUAUUGUUGUUUUACUUCAGCUUGGUACUGCUAUUGUACUUAAGGAUGCAGGAUGGCUGAAGAUACUUCUAGUAGCUUAUUUUUCGGUUCAUUUCUCAACCAUAAUCUGUUCUUGGCAAUCCAUGAGCUCAGCCACAAUCUCGCUUCUCAUCUCCAGCAUACAACCGUUGGCUCGGGAUUUUCGCUAACCUCCCUAUCGGUGUGUGGAGCAAUAACAGCAGCAGGAUUAAUGGCAGCACAUGGUAACAAGAAUAGUUGUAAGAAGUAUGGGAUUAUUACCCUCACUGACUGCCGGUCGACGCUUGACCCACCGCUCUCAACUCACCAAUUUGACUUUCAUGGACGCUGACCUGAACCAAGAUGGCAAAAUAAACAUGGUCGAGUGGCGAAAAUUUAUACCUUAUGUUUGGUGCUUUAUGGAAAUUCCUUUUCCGGGUCUGUUCCAAAUGAGAUUCAGAAUCUUAAGUACCUUCAAACUCUUGAUUUGUCUCAGAAUUUCUUUAACGGGUCAUUUCCUGAUUCAGUUCUUGAAUGUAAGAGACUUAAAGCUCUUGUUUUGAGUAGGAACAAUUUUACUGGCUUUUUUCCUAAUGGAUUUGGUGCUGGUUUGUCUUCUCUUGAAAAGCUUGAUCUUUCUUUCAAUGAUUUUCAUGGUUUGAUUCCUAGUGACAUUGGAAAAUUGUCGAGUUUGCAAGGAAAUCUUGAUUUGUCUCAUAAUCAUUUUAGUGGUUCAAUUCCGACUAGUCUUGGAAAUUUGCCUGAAAAUGUUUAUAUAUACCUCAUUUUGAAUGCUAGUUCUGUACGGGCUUUCAUUUGUUGAUUAUGUAUAAAGGAAAAUUGUAUUCAUCAUGUAGUAUCUCUCUUUACACAUGAGUGUUUUGAAUUUGAUAGGGUGUAAAGGUUUAGGAUCUCAUGUAUUGCACUGGUUGUAAACUUCAACCGGCGCAAAGGAAACAUCUAUUAAGAAAGUUGUGGCAAACUUCUCUCGAAAUCGAAGAUUAUCUUCGGGAUCAACUCAGUGCAAAAAACACGGAAGUGAACUAUCUAAAAGAGCAUGCUUGCGAUCUUGAUUUGAAGUUCAAGGAGAUGGAAGAUUUACGAAAAGAAGUUUUCACCUUAAGGGAGGAACUGAAUAUCUCCAAUUCAAAGCAAUUUUCUUUGAUUCGUGAGCUAGAGACUAAAGAAGCGGAGUUAGAGCUAUCAGCAUUGUCCGUGGAGAAACUGGAUGAACCAUUUUCAUCCAUGGAGUCUCAGUUUGAAGUUGAAACUAUGAAGCUUGAUAUGAUGGCCUUGGAACAGGAUUUAUUUGAGACCAAGAAAGUUCAGGAUGAAACUCUAGAAGAAAAUAAUAGAAUGAGUAGAUUGAUUAAUGAGUUACAGGGUGCAUUGCAUGAAGCACAAGAUACUAUCGUCUAUUUGAAUGAAGAAAAUAAGGAAAUUAAAGAGAAGCUUGACACUGCCAACAUGAAUACUAGAUUGUUUUCUCAAAAGGUUGAAGACUGGCUGGAAAGCAAGGACAGACUGCAAAUCAAGGAUCAGUCGAGAAGCAAAGCAGAGGACACAAGGUACAUAAAUUUUGUAAUAUGUUUGAUGAAUUAAAAUGUAAAAUUUGUGCAUUUAAGUAACUUUACAUAGGUUUUAUUGUG